ACUUUUCUCGCACGAAAUCAGUGAAUAACUGCCAACUCGUGUACGUGGUUUUACUUUAGAUUUUGCUACUUAAUACAAGGAGCUAGAUAUUCACUAUUGCAUCCUUAUUUUAUACUGCAGGACAGCGUCACGACAGCCAUGGAAAACCCGAUGACUUCAUUACCGGACCUCUAUAACUCCAUGCGACUGCGAGCCCUGACAACGCCGAGCACCAAGGCGCGGAUCGUCCUCCUGGGUUCGAAAUUCGUCGGCAAGACCACGAUCGCCGAAUGGUUUUUGCAGAAGCGAAAGGUGACUGAGCUGCAAUCGAAUAAAAGUCAGCAACACGUUCUUAUGUCGCCGGACUUCACAGUGGAUCUGAUCGACACCGACGAGACCGCACUUCCGGCGCUCAUCAAGAUGAACAUCCGGCGCGCCGACGCGUUCGUCCUCAUCUACGCCGUCAACGACUUCUAUUCCUUCGAGUACAUCCGCUUCAUGCGAGACACCAUAGUGAGAAUGCGCAGCGCCGAAGUCCCCAUCGUCAUCGUCGGUAAUAAGAUGGACAUCCCGGUGCGCAUGGUGCACCCGGUUGUCGCCGACUGCUUGGUCACCAUAGAGUGGGAGCACCCGCACGUGGAGGUUACAGCGAAGAACGGCGACGACGAAUUGGCGGCCAUCUUCGAAGAGCUGUUUCUUCAUCCGGCUCUCAACAACGAGACCCUCAUGAUGGGAGUUUCCGCAUCAUCACAAACUACGACAUCGAGGCGAGAGACGCUUAGUUCGUUACCGAACGAGGUGAAGCAAAGCAUGUCGCCGCAUUUCAAGCCACAGAAAAAGACGUGUCGGCGAAAAUCAGCGUUUCGUGUGUGGACUUUGGUGAAAAAAAUCAUCAUGAAGUGAAACGGAAAAAGACGGUUUAUUUCGAACAGUGAGUUUUCACCUGACGAUGGUAGAUGUGUAUGUCAAUGCUCGUUAAUUUUAUAUUAAUAUGACAAAGACUAUUAUUGUAUAUAAAUUAAACUUAUGUGAACAUUUUGUCUUCAUGUACUGAUUAAGUUUAGUCGCCGGCGACACAAAUGUAUAAUUUAACUGUAUCUAUAGCAAAACUAUG
Molecule: messenger RNA, 1093 nt
Organism: Dreissena polymorpha
Lineage: Eukaryota; Metazoa; Mollusca; Bivalvia; Myida; Dreissenidae
Product: GTPase KRas-like
Exons: 2
Coding region: 139-882 (247 amino acids)
Molecular function (GO): GTP binding; GTPase activity
Source: RefSeq, a predicted model, not a curated record